AUGGGGAACAAUAUUUUGUACAAUGGUGACAAUGGUGAAGAUCAUGGUGACAAUGAUGAUGGUGACAAUGGUGAUGGUGAUAAUGGGGAUGAUGGCAGUGAUGGUAGCAAUAGCAGUAGUGGUGAGGAUGGAAGUGGUUAUAACAAUGACAGCAAUGAUGGUGCUGAUGCUGGUGGAAGUGAUGGCAAUGAUUUGGGUGCCAGCGAUGAUAGUGGUGAUGGUAGCAAUAGUGAUUUCAAUGAAGAUGAGAUAGAACUGGAGAUGGAAAAGUGUAUCUUGAAAGUACGUGAUGCAAAAUAAACUAUGGUUGGUCACAGGAAGAGACAUUAAGCCAAUUACGUAAUUUGUAUGAAUUUACCGAAGAUAAUCACAUACCACACAAGACAUGGUACAUGGUAAUGAUGUUCUUAAGGAAACUGGGAUUUAAAGACCCAAAAUACUACCAAGUCUGCUGUGGAACAGAUCAUGUAACAGUUGUUUUGGAAGACAAAUGCCCUAAUUGUGACAAGAUAAGAGAUAAAUGUACUGACUAUUAUGUUCUUGGCUUAAAUGUAGACUCGAUUGCAAGUAAAUUAAAUGACCACUUGGUGCAUUGGGAAGAACGGGAUGAAUGAUUUAACCUUGACAACAUCACCAUGCUUUAUAAGGAAAUGUGGCAUGGCUCACGAUUCUGUGAACUAUCCUUCUGGGAGUGUCAAAUUGAGAUUUUCACCACUUCAUCCCUUUCCACCAUCACACCUGGCAUUGACCAGUGGAUAUACAACAACGCAAUGAACUGCAUCACCUGGAUCGCUGAAGAAAUAAAUACUCAUCUCAGCUUGAUACCUUCUGAGGAGCGCUGAUACGAAGAAGAGGACACUUUGAACAGUGUUGUACCACCCCUUGAUAUCGUCAUCCAGUGGGAGAGAGGCAACAUUGUAGAGAUAAGCGAGGCAGAUCUCGAUCCGCAGCAAACUGCUUAUGCCAAUACGCCAUUGAUAGACGAGACCAUACUUUGGGCUUUAUCACGGAAGCAAAAACGAGACGUGUAGCCAGGAAACGCUGACAUAAAUGCCAAAUUGAUUCCAACAAAAGUUCAUGUGAGGAGGACGAUCCUUCAAAUGUUUUCACAUUUCUCGACCGUGAAAAAAAACAUCUGCUCGCAGACGUCACAAACACAGGCAAUACCACCAGCUAACAACGAACCCCAAAUGUAUAAUGAAAUGAACAAGUGCUCCCAGACAUCUGAAGAACGGCCGUUACUAUGUCAAGGCGAGAUCAUUCCACCAGCUAACAUCGAACCGACAUGUACUGAAUUGGCCCAAUCCCCUGUUGAAGUUCACGUCCCACCAGCUGACAACGCAUAG
Molecule: messenger RNA, 1346 nt
Organism: Paramuricea clavata
Lineage: Eukaryota; Metazoa; Cnidaria; Anthozoa; Malacalcyonacea; Plexauridae
Source: the annotation of a GenBank genome assembly